Exaiptasia diaphana is the source of this 4824-nucleotide messenger RNA. RefSeq lists its product as uncharacterized. The record is from RefSeq and is a predicted model, not a curated record. Gene Ontology annotation, molecular function: protein binding. The coding region runs from base 79 to 4824 and encodes 1581 amino acids. NCBI's taxonomy places the organism in Eukaryota, Metazoa, Cnidaria, Anthozoa, Actiniaria, Aiptasiidae. The transcript has 21 exons.
GUUCAACAACAUGGCGAUCAUGCGGAGGAAAUUCCUCGUCAAAAUUCACUGUUUUCCCCCGCUCGUUUACUCUAAACCAUGAGUUCUGUUUGGAAAAGACUGCAGAGGGUUGGCAAAAACGCCAGCAAGUUUCAGUUCACGGCUUCUUAUGAGUCAUUGACGGUUGAAUGCGCCAAAGAUGGGAAGUGGCAGCCCAACAAACUCAGCGUUGUUUGGACAAGGAGAAAGCGGCGGAAGUGUUCCAAGCUUCAUACCUGGAAUCCUGGAAUUAGUAAUCCUUUCAGAGGUGUUAUUGUYUGGGCCGAACCAGAAGAAAUUGACAUAACUGUUACACUUUAUAAGGAUUCAAGACCAGGAAGCCCUUAUGAAGACAAAGAAUGGACAUUUACUGUUGAAGAUGAGUCAACAACUGGACGCAGGAAACCAAUAGCUCAUGGCACAAUCAACAUGGUUGACUAUGCUAGUAUGGAGUUCACUACAAAGGAUGUAUCAUUAAAGCUAAAACUCUCCUCCAAGAAACUUGUGUAUGCAAGUCUUGAUCUACAGCUGUCUUGUGUUUUGAUUAGAGAAGGAAAAGCAACAGAUGAAGACAUGAUCAGUAUUGGCAGCAUGCUGAGUUUGAAUGAAAUUGGUAGUGUCAGAGACUUUGACAUUGAGCCCCAAAUAGCCACGCCCCAACCAGUGCGCAGCCACAAGCGCUCCUUGUCUGGAGGCAAUUCUCUUCCAAGAGCUAAAUCAUUUACCAAAAAAGACUUACCCGCAAUAACCGAUGAUGAUGAAAGCAUGCCACCAGUGCAAUUGAAGAGGACAAGAUCUAAAUCGACCACACCAGCAAAUGACAAGUAUAACGUGUCAAAUAUGAGAGAUACUUACAUAGUUGACAGACGGUUGAGUAGUGCAUCACAGGUUUCCAUGGAGUCAGAUGACACUGAUACCUGGGAUGUUAUCAAAGAUAUGGGCAAGGCAGAGGGUGACCUGAUUCAAUGGUGUCGGAACUGUACACAUGGCUAYAAAGGUGUGAAAAUCAAGAAYACAACAACCUCAUGGCGAGAUGGAAUGGCUUUUUGUGCCAUUCUACAUCAUUUCCAUCCAAAUCUUAUUGAUUUUAAUUCACUUGAUCCUGAAAAUAUCAAGGAAAACAAUAAGCUGGCAUUUGAUGGCUUUGAAAAAGUCGGCAUCAAUCGUCUACUCGACCCAACAACAAUGGCGAUCACGUCAGUUCCUGAUAAACUCUCCAUGAUAACGUAUCUCUUUCAAAUCAAAACUCAUUUCACAAAACCAGAGACUCCAGCCUCGCAUCGCAAACAUAAAGCUUUUAAACUGUUCAGAAARCAUGGKAGCUCUAGUGGCUCUCACAAGGGAAAAACAAAAGAACCAAAGCUUGAUAUUGUAAAUAUACGUGAAAGUAUCGAAAAUAUCAACGAAUCACCUGAAAGUCCUACGGACAAAAAMGAUUAUGACUUAUCAAGAACUGUUGCUGAUGAAAGUUACGGGAAGCGUAGUACUGGGUCGAGUCACGUGAUUGUUGGUGAUGACGUAACUGGUAACUCUGAUUCCGCAUUCAAGAAARAUAAUGAGAUCGCCACAACUGAAAAUGACGAUGAAGCGAGGAGGAAAUCCGGGUUCAAUCCGUUUGAUGACGAGGAAGAACAGGAUGAAAAUGAAGUCGAGAUCAGUAUUGUUGAAGAGAAUGAGGACAAGCCAAAAAGYGCACUUUCUAUCGAAGUAGACGCCAAAAGUAGCAAAACUGAGRGUAGUAUAACACCUAGCRAAGCRUACAACCCUUUUGAUGACGACGACGAGGAUUCGCCCCAGUCCCCAACCAAUCGACUUGCUGAAAUUAUCAGCGAAACUAAAGAAGGCUACAAUCCUUUUGAUAGUGAAAGUGAUACUCCAAACAGCCCUACAGAAACAAAAACUAAUGCUCAACCAACAGUUAACGCCACGACGAGYGAAGAGCGUGCUGGGUACAACCCAUUUGAUGACGAUGAUGACGACUUAGAGGUCGGAGAAACGCCGGCAGGUUCCGGUAAAUCUUCGGAUCCCCCUCGGGGAUAUAAUCCAUUCGACGACGAUGAGGAUGAACAGAACACACAAAUACCUGCACAACCAGAAAAACCGGCUUUACGACGAACUCGCUUGACUGCUAGUGGAAGGAAGAUUAAGCUUCCUGCUCCGAAACCAAGAGGUGCACCAUAUCGACCGAAMCAGGACAGCAAACCUAACGCGCUGCCAAGGAAGACUACUACAUCGCCACCACGKCAGAAUGCAGAGCCAACUUCUCUGGCAAAGCGAAAACUUCCUCCAAACCCAAAACCCAGGCCCUCACGGCCGGCGCCCAGGCCUCCCGGCAGAGUGACCCAAUCGACGGUCACACCGAACAACAUUCCGACGUUUGACGAGUGGAAGAAAGCAAACGCCGCCCAGGGACAUACGAGAGAUCAGUCACCCGCURGUAGAACCUCACUYAGUCCUAGUGGACUMGUUAUAAACACUCGAUCUGUCAGUCCGAGUGGGAGGACAUUUCAAUCUCGAAGACCUGCACCUAAACCGCCYGGAAAACUCCCUGAAAAUGCCCAGGAAGACGAGAAAACUGGAGAAAACAAAGAAAACGUGAAAACUGAGACAACACCAGUAAAAGAGAAAAUUGAAAAAACGGAAGAAAAAGGGGAAAGUGAAAAGACGCAAGAAAAGAGCACUAUUUCAGAUCAAGUUGACAGCGAUGUWACACCAGUGAAAACUGAAGAUAAAAAAGACGARAAUAUGGGAAAUAAAUUAGGRGGRAGUAAAGAGAAAAUAAGCGAAAAAGACGAAACKCAASCYAAGCAURAAAUUGAACUCMAAGAAARUGAAAAAAYGGAUGAAAUCGAAACAGUGAAAARUGAAAAUGAARGAAAGGACAAUGAGCAAGCCAAGGACAGCAACGYUGAUAUYAARGUMCUGGCUCGUCARGUUUUAAUGGAAGCGCGGAAGAAAGCUGGGGCGAGUAGCUCUUUACCACGUGAUAGRGUUGCRGUUUCUCCCACGCAGUCAACCACUGACUUGACUGAUGGUACUGAGGGCUCAUCWAMUGARAGYCCUCAAAUAUCAGACAAAGAGCAGCAAGAAGACAAAGAUGGRUCCAGACGGCAGUCAUUUGGUCCCAAACCAGCAAAACCACCAAAGCCAAGCUCACUGCGUGAAAAACUCAAGGCUGAAACUGAACGUCAAAGUCGACUGACAACUAAAAGUCGAGAAAACCUGGAAGUCAGAAAGAAACGAGACAUAGAGCUUCUUCCUCCCUACUUCUCCCUCACAUCCUACUUCUCUACUCCCUUCCCUCCUUCGUUUUUUCUUCAUCCCUUCGUUCGUUCCUUUUUUGAUAUUUUUUUCUCUCUUUAUGAACCACAGGUCAGUGARUCGAAACAGAGGCAGUCAWUAUCAAAAGCAAACAGCCUCAUUUCACACUCUCAACAGCGCGACCGUAAGAAAGAAUCGUCYAACGAAUYMUUGAGCACAGAACCAAAAGAGGAAAUAGUGAGCGAAAAGAAAGAAACUGAGACGAAACUGGAACGAAAAUCUAGCCAUGUCAUGGAACACAGGCCAUUAAAAUUCAAAUUUCAAAAGGAGAAAGAUCAAGGUAGUUCUGAAUCCWUAGAAAAGCCUGAAAAAUACGAAGAGAGUGAUAAUAUAAAGAGGCUCCGAGCCGUGUUAAACGAAGGGAAAGAUAGCAAAGAUAGUGAAGAAUCAGGAACAGAGUCYGAGAAAGCAGUGUCCAAAACAUCUCCCGAUGAAAGCGAGUCUCCACCGCCAACUCCGCCGCGAAGAACUAGUCUAUCUUAUCAACAAAGAAGGCGAAAUAGACUKUCUAGCUCAGGAAGUGAUUCCAGUAACAAAAGCACCAAUCUAAGUGAUAAGAAAAGAGACGCCUCAAAACCUAAGGAUAUACCAAAUAAGCCACCACAGGGGUCCUCUGAGGAAGGCGUGGUUGGCAGCCCCUCCCCCAGUAAAAAGGGGUACCUCAGCCGAGCCGCGGCUGCUCAGAAAUAUGCUGAUUCAAGAAAAAUGAAAUUUGAUGACUUUGAGCUUCCUGUUACAUCACCCCCGACCCAGCCUCCACCUAAGCCACCUCGGACAAUGGUGUACGAGGGCGAGAAUGAGAAUGGUGACGGUAAGCAAAGGUCUACAGUAUUGAGUUGUAUCCACAGUAUUACUUUUUUUCUGGUGCACUCAAAAAGGUUGAUGGGCCUUCUGUUCAUUCAACACGCCUCAAAACCUAAGGAUAUACCAAAUAAGCCACCACAGGGGUCCUCUGAGGAAGGUGUUGUUGGCAGCCCCUCCCCCAGUAAAAAGGGGUACCUCAGCCGAGCUGCGGCUGCUCAAAAAUAUGCUGAAUCAAGAAAAAUGAAAUUUGAUGACUUCGAGCUUCCUGUUACAUCACCCCCGACCCAGCCUCCACCUAAGCCACCUCGGACAAUGGUGUACGAGGGCGAGAAUGAGAAUGGUGAAGUUGACAAUGAAACGAAUGAAAACGAAAAAAGGAAAGAUGAUUUCGUCGACGAUCUUCAGAAUCCUGUUGAAGAUGAGCUUGAGAGAUCCUUAGAAAGUGGUGAUAGUUCGGAUCUUCAAGACACUGCCGAGUAUGUACAACAAGAACUACAGGCAUUAGCAGCAGAACAGGAAGCUUUAGACAAAGUCGCUGCCAAGUUAGAAAAAGAACUUCGUGAUGCUAUGAAACGAAAAGGUUGUGAAGAAGAGGAGGAAAAACUCAUGCAAUCAUGGUUUAUACUUGUGAAUAAAAAGAACGAGUUGGUUCGACGACAAACGGAGCUUAACAUUCUGUGA